CCCUGUAGUCCACGACGACUUCUCGCCAAAGGGAACAGAAAAGAGAAGCCUGAGGAACUGUUCUAGUUCGGCCAGAGUGACGUGCCAAAGUGUGGAGAGCCACUUGCGCAACAACGACGCCGACGACCGACGAUAAACUGGGGUUCCUGUCCUCGCAUCAUCACCACCAACAACCUACCCAACUACCUACACCUACACCAACACCAUCUCCCUCGAUACGCUCCAUACCUAGAUACCCAAGGCAUCCAGCCAAACCAAAACUCCUCGGCAUCUCGACCCGACGCUGCUCUUGCAGUACUCUUUCCCCGCCGAGACCUGCCCGCACCCACCGAUAGCUUGAUACCCAAAAGACAGCAGCCUGCUUGGCAACACCAACCAUCAUGUUUCGAGCCUCAGCUGCAGGCCCUUACGACGAUGUCGUCAUCAAGGCGACCGACGAGAGCUUCACCUCUGAGGACUGGGGCGCCAUCAUCGAGGUCUGCGACAAGGUCUCAGGCGACCAAAACGGCCCUAAGGAGGCCGUCCAGAGCAUCAUCAGGCGCCUCGCGCAUCGCAACGCAAAUGUCCAGCUUUACACCCUCGAGCUCGCUCAUGCGCUUGCGCAAAACUGCGGUAAGAACAUGCACCGCGAACUGUCCAGCCGCGCCUUCACCGACGCCCUCCUCCGUCUCGCCAACGACCGCAACACGCACACACAAGUCAAGUCCAAGAUCAUCGAGCACAUGAAGAGCUGGUCCGACAUGUUUAACGACGACCCCGAACUGGGCAUCAUGAACGAGGCCUACCACCGUGUUACACGAAGCAACCCAAACCUCCAGCCCCCGAGUGCGCCCCAAAAGCAGGGCCUCACUGACCUGGAUCGCCAGAAGGAGGAGGAUGAGCUGCAGAUGGCACUCAAGCUGAGUCUACAGGAGGAGGAGCGCAAGAAGGUUGCCGCCGCCGGCCCAAGCACACAAGCUGGACCCAGUGCUCAGACAGAGAGUCCCGCCCCUCCCGUGCCCGCCGGCACCACAGCUGCCACCGUUAGCCGAGUGCGUGCCCUCUUCGACUUUGUGCCUUCGGAACCUGGUGAGCUCGAGUUCAAGAAGGGUGAUAUAAUUGCAGUCCUGGAAAGCGUUUACAAGGACUGGUGGAGGGGCUCUCUCAGAGGCAAGACGGGUAUCUUCCCACUCAACUAUGUCGAAAAGCUGGCCGACCCCACGCCGGACGAGUUGCAGCGCGAGGCCCAGAUGGAAUCAGAGGUGUUUGGCGAGAUCAAGAAUGUUGAGAAGCUGCUCACUUUGCUGAGCACCUCCAACACAGCACCUAGAGAUGAGGAUAAUGAGGAGAUUGGCAAGCUAUAUCACCAGACUCUCGCUAUUCGGCCAAAGCUUAUCAAGCUGAUCGAGAAGUACUCGCAGAGGAAGGACGACUUCACACAACUGAACGAGAAGUUUAUCAAGGCGUGCCGGGAUUAUGAGGCUUUGCUCGAGUCUUCCAUGGCUCACCCUCCUCAGCCUAACUAUCAGCAGUAUGCCAUGCGGCCAGGUCCACCAGGCCAAGGCUAUGCCCAGCCUGGCGGAUAUCCUCCUCAAGGAGCGCCUCCACAGGACCCGGCACGAUACUAUACUCCCGGACCAGGAGACCGUCCUCAGUAUCAGGCUUCAUCUCCUCCACCCAACUUCCAAAAUCAGGGCCAGAACCCUCAAGCACCCUUUUAUGUAGCCGGAGCUGAAGUCCCUCCUGGCUCGCAGCACCUCCCCCCUAGAGACGAGGCUCCCGCUGGCGGCAGACAGCCUGCUCCCAUCAGUACCUCCCCCGCCCAGAACUACGCUCCCUACUCUCUUCCUCCCCAAGGUGGCAACCCCUAUGCUCAAGGCGGUCGACCAGGCAGCACGUACGGAGCUCAAGAACUGGCAACAUCGGUUUACGACUCACCUAUUGCGACCAACAACCCAGCCUCGACAUACCCAGGCCCCGCAUACUCACCUGAUGAGACAGCCGACAAUGCUACAGCACCACCAGGCCCAUAUACUUCCCAGCAACAGCAGCAGCCUCAGUACCAAAGCUACAACCCUCAUGGCCCAGCACCCCCUGCUCCUACCGGCUCCGCCCCUCCCCCGCCUCAGAGCGUCAUGACGCCUCCUCCUCUGCAACCUGGAAACGCUGCUGCUUACGAUGCCCGCCAUGGUCUCCCCAGCCAGAGUGGUGGUGCUGGUGGCGGUCAGCCUCAGUACAAGCCCUAUGUUCCGCCUGGUGAUGGGCCCUCUGCCCCAGCACCGGAUAGCUAUUAUCAGAGCGGCGGCGUGUAUUAGGUAAUUAUGAGUUAAGGAUACGGAACCGUCGUCGGUACAGCGACAAGAGGACUUCUCCACCACGUUGGUGUUUCUUCCCCUUCCACUGGCUUUGCUUAAAUUUACUUGAUCUACAUAGCACAUGUGUGUCUGUUGGGUGGUUGGUUUCCCCAGGUCUGUCUCGUCACGUCUUUUUUGGGUUCAUUCGUGUAUGAUACCACGGCCGCAACCAUUCAUUCUUUGGGUGAUGGAUGACUGGAUGAGGAGUUUGUGAGCAGAGGAGGAAAAGAGACGGCUUCUACCUAGGUAGCUAGCAAGAGAAGACGUGAAUUUCAGCUAA
Molecule: messenger RNA, 2613 nt
Organism: Fusarium vanettenii 77-13-4
Lineage: Eukaryota; Fungi; Ascomycota; Sordariomycetes; Hypocreales; Nectriaceae
Exons: 6
Coding region: 381-2294 (637 amino acids)
Biological process (GO): protein transport to vacuole involved in ubiquitin-dependent protein catabolic process via the multivesicular body sorting pathway
Cellular component (GO): ESCRT-0 complex
Molecular function (GO): ubiquitin binding; phosphatidylinositol binding
Source: RefSeq, a predicted model, not a curated record